UGCUCGCGUUUCGGCCCGUUCUAUUAUCCUCAUACCACUUGCUGUCCGCGUACCCGCCCCUCUCCACCGAAACGACGUGCACAGCUUCGUUUGCCACCGCUGCCUUUGGCUCUCGUUCGGUAUCGAUUUUUCGUCCGAUACUCAGCCGCGUUGGCGAAACGCGAUUGAUUUCUGCGCGGCCGCUCAACCCACAGGCGCGCGCGGUGCCCACACCGACGGCAGCGGCACGUUCGACGCAAACCACCAUUGUCACUCGCCGCUCGUCACGCGCACACGCACAUCGUCCCUAGUCGCUUCACCUACCGUCACCGUCAGCUUCGAUCAAGUUUUACACGGAGUACUACAUCGGCAGUUCGUCGCGGCCAUUAACGAUUGUUCGUUGCUCCAAGUCAUCAGGUCUCCGCCUCCUAGCGUAACCCAAGACGAUUUAGUCGAGAUGCUUCGUUGCCAACAAAUCCAUCGCACAUAUCACCGCCCGGCCGCUCUCAUUGACAUUCGCAAUACAGACGAACGCGACGUCAUAAACAAUGAAGACAUCUUAAACAGAGUACGCGUUCAUCAGCCCAACUUUAUAGACAUUUUGAACAACUAUGCACAAAGCUUAAUGGAUAAUAUUCAGAACGAACGCUACUUGCCGCGCUUUUUAGAAAUUGGGCGACGCAACAUGCAGCGCCUUAUAAGCGAAGACAUUAUCGAAAUCAUCGACGACGAGGAUGACGUCAAUGACGACGAUGGCGACAAUGACAACGACAACGACAACGGUAACGACGAAGAGGGUAACAACGAUGAUGACGAUGACGACGAUGACGACGAUGACGACGACGACGACGACGACAAGGAUGAAGAGGAAGAUGACGACGACGAGGAUGAGGAGGAAGAUGACGACGGGGAGGAGGACGAGGACGACGACGACAACAAUAAAAAUCAGAAGAAGGAAUUGUUAAAAGCUUUUUCGAUCGAAUCGCACAAUUUGUACGAGAAAGUAAACAAUAUCAUGUUACCUUGGAUGCGUUCCGAGAAUCCGUUUUUGCGCAUGCAAAUAUGCGAAAUGCUUUCUAUGCUGGUUCAGAAUCCAUACUGUCUAAACAAGUUCACGGAAAAUACAGAUUGCCUUGAAGAAUUGAUGUCUAUGGUAAAAAAUGAUAAUGAUGAUGAAGUGCGUGUCAUGGCACUAGUUGCGAUUACCAAUCUUGUUCGUCAAAACAUAUCUGUGUUUUGGAAAUUCAUUGAACUUGGAGGUAAAGAUUUGAUUUUCAAUUUAUUGAAGUCACCCAUUGAUAAAUUGAGGAUUAAAGCGGUAUUAAUCAUUUGCUUAACUUGUCAUUUGAGUACUGCUGUAAUGGAACUGUAUGUUGAUAAUGGAGUCAUUGAAAUUAUUAGUUCAAUAAUCAUGAACAUAGAAGACAAUGUUGAAUCAUUUCAUUAUGAGUUGUUUUCAUCAUUAUUGAAACAAAUGAACAAUGCAUUACCAGGCAGUGGAGAAAAUAUUCGCCAUUGGAUGGAUGGUCUUGAUGCACUAUUUACAUCAAUGCGAGAUUCAUCUUCAAUUGAAUCAAAAUAUCAGGAUGAAAAGGAUCAAGUUUUGAGGCUUCUUUCAUUUCAUUUAUUUAAUUCUAUUAUAAGGGUUACUAAAUUUGCUUUAAGUUAUGCUUAAUAAAUAUGGUUUAUAACGCUAUUAAUUUUA
This is a messenger RNA of Rhopalosiphum maidis (corn leaf aphid), 1684 nucleotides long. RefSeq lists its product as uncharacterized. Lineage: Eukaryota; Metazoa; Arthropoda; Insecta; Hemiptera; Aphididae. The record is from RefSeq and is a predicted model, not a curated record. The coding region runs from base 437 to 1654 and encodes 405 amino acids. The transcript has 5 exons.